Molecule: messenger RNA, 627 nt
Organism: Fusarium verticillioides 7600
Lineage: Eukaryota; Fungi; Ascomycota; Sordariomycetes; Hypocreales; Nectriaceae
Exons: 1
Coding region: 1-627 (208 amino acids)
Source: RefSeq, a predicted model, not a curated record
AUGGAGGAACCAUCAGAGGUACUAGCGAUGCAGGAACGAUGCAGCAGUUUGUCAACAUCCACCUGCACAGUGGGUGUCAGAAAUUUCGAAAAGGGGGACAACAUGGAGAACAUUCUUCAGAAACCCAGUCCUCAAUUGAGCAAUCUGGAUCUUCUAUCUCAAAUAUAUAUGCCAGGGGUCAGCAAUCGAGCAGCGGAUCCGGGGAUGCACGUUCCAGGCCAGCCUCCAAGGCAGUGGAACGCCGAAGACGGCAUCGCAGAUCUUUCCAGUAAUAGAUCUCGGGAGCGUAUGACGGGAGGAUUGUGGGAUGCUAUCAAGGAGUUUCUGUGUGCAAUCAAGGGGUACAACAUACAGCUUUUGAGAUUGUACUGGAAGGCGGUGAAGCCUGUCUUUGAUUACAGCUCUCCGUACUGGAGAGCUACUGAUCGAGAAAGUGAGGGCUGGUCGGAUCUGGCCAGCACUUGUCUUGCAUUACCCCUUGCAUUCGGUUUGUUGGUAAUAUUAGUUUGGGGUAUGGAGUUCACGGCAAUCACAAUGAAGUGCAGGGAAGAGGAGUGGGAUUGCUUGAUUGACGAGGCAUUGGCCAUGUUUCGGCGGAGCUUGACCGGAGUCUACAUGGACGACUAG